Messenger RNA from Penicillium odoratum, 420 nucleotides. RefSeq lists its product as uncharacterized. NCBI's taxonomy places the organism in Eukaryota, Fungi, Ascomycota, Eurotiomycetes, Eurotiales, Aspergillaceae. The coding region runs from base 1 to 420 and encodes 139 amino acids. The transcript has a single exon. The record is from RefSeq and is a predicted model, not a curated record.
AUGAAAAUCUCUUUGAUCACCCUUGCAAUGGCAGCUGGCCUGUCCCUUGCUGCGCCCACUAUGAGUGCGCCUGGCCAUUUCAACGGCGGCAUGGAAAAGCAUGGCGUCACGACAGAAUCCGGUCAUGAUACCAUGGGGCGCAGUCUGACCUAUCGACAGCUCGAGGAGGAACGUACUGCUCUAAAUCGCCGGCAGGAGGACGAGGAGGAGGAGAGGGGAGGAGAGCGCACUGCCCUGAAUCGCCGGCAGGAGGACGGGGAGGAGGAGAAGGAAGAGGCACGCACUGCCCUGAAUCGCCGGCAGGAUGGGGAGUCCGGGGGUGAUGCAGGCGGGGAUGAACGCACUGCCCUAACUCGCCGCCAGGAUGAGUCGGCUGAAGAUGAACGCACUACCCUGACUCACCGCCAGGAUGCAGAGUGA